AUGGAAAGCUGUAAUCCGGCUUCGACGCCAAUGGAACCAGAAACAAAACUGUCGAAAUUUGAUGGAGGAGAACGUGUCGAAGCAGGAAGAUAUCGAAGUUUGGUAGGAAGUCUUCGCUAUCUCACAUGUACAAGACCAGAUAUCUCAUUAAGUGUAGGCAUUGUAAGUCGAUUCAUGGAGGAGCCAGUGUACACACAUUGGAAAGCAUUGAAGCGAAUUCUGAGGUACAUCCAAGGAACAGUGUCACUUGGGAUGUUUUACUCGAAUUCAGACAAAUACAAGCUGGUUGGUUACUCUGACAGUGAUUGGUGCGGAGACAUAGACGAUCGAAAAAGCACUUCUAGAUAUGUGUUUUUCAUGGGAAACACUGCAUUCACUUGGCUUUCUAAAAAGCAGCCAAUAGUAACUCUUUCGACAUGUGAAGCAGAAUAUGUAGCAGCAUCCUGGUGCGUUUGUCAUGCAAUAUGGCUCAGAAGAUUGAUGAGUAAAAUGGAGCUAGAACAGAAAGAUGCUAAUACAAGUUGA
This is a messenger RNA of Lathyrus oleraceus (garden pea), 525 nucleotides long. RefSeq names its product secreted RxLR effector protein 161-like. The transcript has a single exon. The coding region runs from base 1 to 525 and encodes 174 amino acids. Lineage: Eukaryota; Viridiplantae; Streptophyta; Magnoliopsida; Fabales; Fabaceae. The record is from RefSeq and is a predicted model, not a curated record.